AUGAAGGGUCGAUACACCGUCAAUCCGUUCCCAGAACUCGCUCUAACCGAGGCCGACAGAGCCUCGCUCGAAGAUCUCGCCAACGCCUACAUCAUGUCCAACUUGGAGCUCUGUAUGAAAUUCAUGAGUUCAGGUAGAAGGGUGGACCCAGCGCGCUGGAAGCCUCUGAAGGAGAGAAAAGGACUCAAGAUCUACUCCGAGAGGAGAGAAAGCGUGGGAACUGCUACCACAGACGAGUUAUCGGGUGCGGGAAUACCAACGAUUCUCUGCGUUGGUACAAAGGAAGGAAAGCUGGACGACCUCAUGUACGGCAUCAUCAGCGAAGACCUGGAGACCAUGCGCAUGAAGGCCUCCGGUGCUGGAUGGUGUGGUCAUGCCUUCUCUCGAAGAUCCGUUCCGAUCGCUCGUUGUCAAGUGGAUGUGCUCGAUAUUCCCUUCAACUCAACUGGGUUGAUCAAGAACCGCGAUUACGUUUAUCUUGAGGGUAUCGGCACCGUCAGAAACGCCGCCGGAGAGCGCUUCGGCUACAGCCUGCUGCACUCGGUUAACUUCCCUCGGACGCACGCACUUCCGAACCGCGUGCGUGGCAACAUUUCCUUUAUCGCUUAUUGGCGUGAGAUGGGGAACAACACAUUGGAAAUGUACGCAACGGGUAUCAUCGAUCCUGUGGACGAGGGAAGUUUGAUUCGCAAACUUGUUCUCCCGGUCGUGGCCACCUUGUUCCUAGGAAGUCUCGACUACGUGUACUGUGGACAAAUGCGCAAGCUGACUUACAUGCUGGAGCGGCGCUACGAGAAAUCCAAGACACGCGGAGCCCCCAACAAGCAGAGCACAUGCGUCACGUGUGCGACUCCGAUCACUGGGCGGAGGCUGGGCGACUUCGAUAAAUCUAACAGCACGUGCAAACUCUGCUUCGGCUUUGUGUGUCACGCGUGCAAGAUCGUCCGUAAGCUGAGCUUUGUGGACCCGGACUUGCAGAUGACGCAGCGCAAAGUGACAUUUUGCACCAAGUGCGUGAGCGAGGUGACAAGCAUGACUGCCAUUGACAUCGCGCGUGCCAAGCUGCUUGGAAUGAAGAAUGGAGGCAACUCCAGUGGAGCUACAGGCUACUCUUCUGUCAGUAACUUGUCCGACAUAUCGUACUGCAGCCAGUAG
Messenger RNA from Phytophthora infestans T30-4, 1155 nucleotides. RefSeq lists its product as uncharacterized. Bases 1 to 1155 code for a protein of 384 amino acids. The record is from RefSeq and is a predicted model, not a curated record. Lineage: Eukaryota; Oomycota; Peronosporomycetes; Peronosporales; Peronosporaceae. The transcript has 2 exons.